AUUUAUCUUCACUUAGUGGAUAUAACAUGCUGGCGCGCAAUGACCACUUCAUCAGUUCGGAUUUGGCAACCCAACUAAGUUGUUGUUUGUUCUUUGCUUUAAUUCGGUUUCCAUUUUUUUAAUGUCUCCUCAUUUUAGAAUUCAUCCAGUUGCAGUCCUAAGAUGUAGUACGGUGAGAAGGAAGGAGGUUUUCAAGAGCUCAACUAAAUAUAAAAGUAAAUGAUGUCUCCCAAAGGGAACAAGCUAGUUGAUAAUUUGUCGACGCUUGACUAGAUUUUAGGAAGCCGCGUGAGUCGGCAAUUGAAUCUAUGACCUCCGAGUUAAACGGAGUUCGGGAGCUCAGCACCCACAACUCAAAGUUUGAUGUAAUUUGGAGAUGUUGAUUAGGUCCCAACUUUGCCUGUUAGAAAAAUCAUUUCAGUUUGUUGAUCACCGCGGAUGUUUUUUCUUUCACUUUUUACCAGAAAUCGACGAAAUGAAGUUGGCAUGUUAAUUUGGGAUUUCUGGAAUAUAAUUCAAUUGCUUUGUAGUCGGGCGGUCAUCCGAAGCGCAGAGGUAGAGGAAGAGUCUAGAAGAACGCUAGGGUUUUGCUCUGCGUGUUGAGGGAGGGAGAAAGAGAGAAGAUGGUGAAUCCGAGGUGCUUCCUGGACAUUGCUAUCGGGGGAGAGCUCGAAGGGAGGAUCGUAGUGGAGCUGUACAGCGACGUGGUGCCUAUCACGGCGGAGAAUUUCAGGGCGCUAUGUACAGGGGAGAAGGGUAUCGGACCCAACACCGGCGUCCCCUUGCAUUUCAAGGGAAACCGUUUCCAUCGGAUUAUUAAAGGUUUUAUGAUUCAAGGUGGUGAUAUAUCAGCGGGAGAUGGUACUGGUGGAGAAUCCAUAUACGGACUGAAGUUUGAUGAUGAAAAUUUCGAGUUAAAGCAUGAAAGGAAAGGAAUGUUGUCAAUGGCUAAUUCUGGUCCAAAUACCAAUGGCUCUCAAUUCUUUGUCACUACCACAAGAACAUCUCAUCUUGAUGGUAAACAUGUCGUGUUUGGCAAGGUUGUCAAAGGUAUGGGAGUGGUCCGUGCAAUUGAGCAUACUCCUACAGGCGAGCGCGACCACCCUAAUGUGGAUGUUGAGAUUGUUGAUUGUGGAGAGAUUCUCGAAGGACAGGAUGAUAGUAUCGCCAAUUUCUUCAAGGAUGGUGACAUGCAUCCAGAUUGGCCUGCUGACCUUGAUGAGAAGCCUGCAGGCAUUGCUUGGUGGAUGACUGCUGUUGAUUCAGCCAAGGCUUUUGGAAACGAUCAUUAUAAGAAGCAAGAUUACAAAAUGGCUCUCAGAAAAUAUAGGAAGGCAUUGCGUUAUCUUGAUGUGUGUUGGGAAAAAGAAGACAUCGAUGAAGAGAAGAGCUCAACUUUGAGGAAGAUAAAGUCACAGAUCUUCACCAAUAGCUCUGCAUGUAAACUGAAACUAGGUGAUCUGAAGGGUGCUCUUCUGGAUGCUGAUUUUGCAAUGCGUGAUGGAGAAGACAAUGUGAAAGCUCUUUUCCGCCAGGGCCAGGCUUACAUGGCUCUUAACGAUGUUGAUGCUGCUGUUGAAAGCUUUAAGAAGGCUUUAGAGUUGGAACCAAAUGAUGGAGGAAUUAAGAAGGAACUCGCUGCUGCAAGGAAGAAGAUUGCUGAUAGACGAGACCAGGAGCGUAGAGCCUAUGCCAAAAUGUUCCAAUAAGCAUAACAAGCUCGCACCUUCAUGGCUGUGGUUGAAUUGUUCAUGGGAAGACAUGAGUCAACAGCAAAUCCAGAAUCCGUCUGAUCCUUUUUGUUUCUUUCAUAAGAUCUUGGCAAUUUUUUUCAUACAAUUCUGUCCACAUGAAGUCUAGGUGGGCAAUUGAAAGCUCCACGUUUGCUUUCCUUGAUGCUGGAAGCUUUUCCCACGUCAGUCAAGUCUGUUGACUAUUUGGUUCUUUGUUUUUUGAAGGACCAUGGAUAAUUCUCCAAUUCCUCGAGGGACGUACAUAUAUGCAGGAAGUUCAAUUUCACCAAUUCUGUCAUGGUGUUAAACUUAGGAGGGACAUAAUGAAAGGACACUCUGCUUUUAUCCUUUUCUUUUUCUGUUGCAACCAGAGUAUAGCAUAAUGGACCGGCCAUCUUUUCUUCGCUUGCGUUCUUGUGGGUACUGUACCGAACUUAUUAAUGCUCAACUACCCUUGAAGUACCAGUGCUUGGUUUAUGUUCCUUCAA
Messenger RNA from Nymphaea colorata (pocket water lily), 2221 nucleotides. RefSeq names its product peptidyl-prolyl cis-trans isomerase CYP40. Gene Ontology annotation, biological process: protein folding; protein peptidyl-prolyl isomerization. The transcript has 10 exons. NCBI's taxonomy places the organism in Eukaryota, Viridiplantae, Streptophyta, Magnoliopsida, Nymphaeales, Nymphaeaceae. Gene Ontology annotation, molecular function: peptidyl-prolyl cis-trans isomerase activity; protein binding. The record is from RefSeq and is a predicted model, not a curated record. The coding region runs from base 624 to 1709 and encodes 361 amino acids.